Molecule: messenger RNA, 1260 nt
Organism: Aaosphaeria arxii CBS 175.79
Lineage: Eukaryota; Fungi; Ascomycota; Dothideomycetes; Pleosporales
Exons: 2
Coding region: 1-1260 (419 amino acids)
Biological process (GO): spliceosomal complex disassembly
Cellular component (GO): U2-type post-mRNA release spliceosomal complex
Source: RefSeq, a predicted model, not a curated record
AUGAAAAGAGCCGGUUCUGGAAGAGUCGCGCGCAAAAUUGGCGCAUACGAUGGAGAUUCCGCGGAGAGUACGGACACAUCGAGCGGCACAAAACAGGAGCAAGGACAAACAGUCGUAAAACGGCCUACUUUUGCGAAGGCAAAGAAGCGCUCGUCGCAGCGCAUAUCAUUUGGUUCAAGCGCGGAGGAUGGAGACGAAUCCAGUGACACCGCUGUGAUCACACCCAAGAAGUCCACUUUGAGUCGCAUAGCAAUUGAGAAGAAUGCCGAACGAAGAGCCAGGUCACCGCUUGUGCCUAGUGCGCCUCUGAAGGAAGAUCGGCCUAGCUACGACAAAAGCCACCUCGAUGAACUGCGGAACUCGACCCCUUCGACCCCGAAAGAUCUGAAACCUACGUCGGACGAAGAGGAUGAGGUACGAGAAUUGGAUAUUGCUUCGAAAUUCGGUUCCCCAGCUCCCCUACAAGCACACAGCUCCGCGAUACCGACAGAUGCGGAGAUCAAAGAAAAGAAAGCGAGGCGCGCGAGGUUGGCAUCGGAGUAUGCGGCAAAAGAUGAUAACGAGGAAGGAACUUGGGAUUCAGAUGACAACGAUGAAUUUCGCGGCGGGAGGAACGAGAUAUCACUACGACCGAAAGAAGAACAAGCCGACACUCGCCUUGUCCACGAAGACGAAGACAUGGCUGAAGGAUUUGAUGAUUACGUUGAGGAUGGUGGGAUAUCACUGGGAAGGAAAGCAGAACGCGCCGCACGACAGCGGCGACGUGCUGAAAUGGCCGAACUCAUAGACAAUGCUGAAGGUGGAUCAGAUGAUGACGGGACGGACGAUUCCGAAGCGGAAAGGCAUGCUGCGUAUGAGGAGGCUCAAACUCGAGCAGGCGCCUAUGGGAAAACCAUUCAGAAGUCGGACGAUGGUGCGAGAACUCCACCAAAGAUCACUCCUUUGCCAGAUCUCGAGGGCGUUUUGGAACGCCUGCAGCUUGAGGUGACCAAUAAGGAGCAAAGAAGAGCUGCAAUGAUGCAGAGGCUACAAGAGCUACGAGACGAAAAAACCAGUAUAUCGGAGCGGCAAAAGUAUCUCCAGGAGCAAUUGCAGAAGACUGGAGAGCAAUACGAAAAGCUACGAUUAGAGGCCGGAAUGCCUGCACUGCCUGCAAGCGGUGGAGAUGGAACCAAGCUCUUAGUUAAUAGAGGAUUGGAAAGCCUUGGAACAACACCACUGGAAAACACACCUAUACCCACUCGCCCUGAAGAUGACUAG